Molecule: messenger RNA, 1350 nt
Organism: Uloborus diversus
Lineage: Eukaryota; Metazoa; Arthropoda; Arachnida; Araneae; Uloboridae
Product: 4-hydroxyphenylpyruvate dioxygenase-like protein
Exons: 6
Coding region: 1-1350 (449 amino acids)
Biological process (GO): aromatic amino acid metabolic process
Molecular function (GO): 4-hydroxyphenylpyruvate dioxygenase activity
Source: RefSeq, a predicted model, not a curated record
AUGGUGUCUUCAUCUGGUUUGGAAAGUGGACGUCGAAAUUGUCAUGAUAGUUGUGCCAUGCAGCCCGUGGUGCAUCAUGUGGAGCUCUGUGUUGCGGAUUGGGAAGCAUGUCUUAAAGCACUACGCAGCUAUGGUUUCACCCUUUUUGCAAAGAGGAUAACACCAUUUUGCCAACAAUGGGCUGCCAGACUUGGAAAGAUUAUCUUUGUGCUUACCCAAAGACAAGCGGAUUAUGUUAAUCACAGCAUUUGGAAUGAGAGAACUGUUCGUGCUGAGCCAUUAACCGUCAUGUGUUGCGAAGACCAAGAAACACAUCGAGUUGACACUGUGGUCAACGUCUCACUGGCAGUGAGAAAUGUUAGUGCAGUUACAGAAAGGAUAAAAGCUAACGGUGGUUCUGUUAUUCAGCCAGCCACUAAAAUUGAAGAUCAAACUGGAGAUAUUUCUUUUUCCAUAGUCCGUUCGAUCGUUGGCGAUGUUGUGCACACAUUAAUAAAUGUUGAUAACUACAAAGGUGUUUUUCUACCUGGAUUUGAACCCGUGGAAUCUAGUUAUGACUCCGAAUUACAUGUUGACCUGAAUAACAGUGUUACACACAUCGAUCAUGUCACCCUUGCAGUAACCCCUGGAAAUUCACAGGAAGUUAUAUCCUUUUAUGAAUCAUGUUUUGGAAUGGAACGUUUUGCAAUUAGCAGCAGUGACGAUAUUGAUGAUGGCCUCAUACUUGAAGAUUCUAUUGGCCUUAGAUUAAAAGCGAUGGAGUACUUCCGGUGCUCAGAAUUAGGCUUAACUUAUCCAGCAUCAUCUAGAAACCGUCAAAGAAAUAAAAAUUCAGUCAUGUUAGUUGUCGUUGAAUCGCUCCCUGGCCAAACAAACUGCAACGUGGAAACCUUCUUGCGGGAACAUGAAGGUCCUGGAGUUGAACAUAUUGCCUUUUCAUGUAAUAACAUGAUGGAGACAGUUGAAAAAAUGAUUUCCCUUGGUGUCAACUUUAGAAAACCUCCAACAGCUUACUACAAUGAACUGAAAAAACAGCGUCAAAUUCAAGAAAUCGGCGAAGACUUGAACACUCUAGAAAAAUUGGGCAUUCUUUUAGACAAUGAAGUCGAACCAAUGUUCGCUGAAGAUGACUGUUCAAAGUAUUUGAUGCAAAUGUUUGCCCACCCACUUUUCAGUAGAAAAACAUUCUUUAUUGAAAUAAUAAAAAGAUCUGGUGCAAGGGGACUAGGGUCUGGCAAUGUAAUCGCUUUGGUGAAGAGUAUCAGAGAGGAAGAAAAGAGAAAAGCAGCAGAGAAGAAAAAAGCUUCUCUAAAUCAAGAAGAGCUCACUAGUCCCAGACGCCUCUACUAG